AUGGCUUCUCAGAAGCAGAGUUUGCCUUCCUUUGCCUCGCUUCUUUCUGUCUUGUCGAUUGUGUUUUACUGCGCCGGUUUUCUGAGAGUAGAAUUGGAGCUGAACGAGCAGAAGAAGAGAAUAAUCGAUCUUGAAAACAACUGGGAGAAUAAGGCCCCCGAUGUUCCAAACCGUGACAAGUUAACUACGAAUACUCAUGGUAAGUCUUUUCUUGCGAGUGCAGAAAAUCUUGUAUAUACAGUAGAUAUCUUGUCCGGCUUUGCGUGUUCUUGGCGCAGAGGUAAAGAAACCGAAGGUGAACAGGUCACCAUUUGUUUCCUUUGUAGGGAAUAAGUAUUAAAAAAAACAAAAACAAACAAAAACAAUCGAUCACCUAAUGAUCUUUGUUACUGAAUAGUAGGUGAACUAUUGUUUUCAAAUUACAGUUCAAACUAAAGAUGACGAACAUUUUUUAAGAAAGCUGCAUCGAUCAAGCAGAUGGGACUAAAUUUUUUUGGACGAGUAAUUAUCAUUUCCGGCUUCUCACUAAAUCUCAGCUCAGUCAACAAGUUUUCUUAUAAAAUUCCCUUAAUUGCUGGUUUUCAGUGUCACGCAAUUCAAAAUAGAUCAAAAUAGAAAUCAAAACCGUUCAAUAGAUAAAGUCCAGAAUCUGGCAAAUGAAAGGAGGUAACUAUGCAAAGACCCUCGCCAAGAUUCAGGUCAGAGGAAUAUUUCGUAUACGAGAUAUCCGAAGAAAUGUUUUCACAAAAUUAAUAGAGAUUUGUAAGAAGACGUUAUGCUGGUGCCCUUCCGGAUGAGCACCAACAUGGCGGACGGAAACCAACAGAAACAUCUGUUACCGAGUUUUGCUACAAAAGCUUGAAUUUAUUCUUCGAGGAACUCAUAAACAUUAAAGUAAUACUGUUUCUAAUACAUGAACUGUUUAGAGAGCAAAAUCCCCUGAAAUAAGUAAUUUCUUUAACCUACAUGACAGCUCUCUUGGCCGUCAUGUAAAUGCCGCGUCACGCAUAAGCGUACUCUAUCACGAAACCAAGAACCUUUUUGAAGUGAAAAUUUGUAUGAAAAUUAGUGUUCAGCUGCUCUACUACAUUAUGAAAGUAAAAUAUCAGUUCUAUCGAUAGCUUUGAAGUUUGAAUUUUAGUGACGUCACGUGAAACCAACAGUACUUAUACGGGGGUUGGGGGGGGGGGGGGGGUUUUUUAAAUUUGGUAGCACUUUUUGUCUUAUUUUGUUUGAGAAAUUAGUGAAUUAAUACUUCUGGGUCUCUACUGUGGUUUUGUUGUUGUAUUUGCGGGGGGGCAGUGGAGACCGAUAGUGUUUGCAGGGGGGUUGGGGGGGGGGGGGCGUUCUUCUGGGAAUUCUUGCGGCGGUGUGCCGCCCGGUUUUCCAAAUCCUGACCCUACUUUAGACCCAAAAAUGUGAUUUUACAUACCCGUUUUCAGACCUGGCCUUUAGGCAGAAAUUAUGUUAUCAUUACGUAGAGCACAUCAAACUAAAACAUUUUUCAAUCCAUUUCGAAUUUGCACAUCUUUCUUUCUUUUCUAUUUAUUUGGAAUUGAAACGAUAAAUAAGUUCCUACACUCACAUAGUUCCAUCGAAAGCCAUACCCGAUUCCAGACCAAAAUGGGCAAAGUGUGUACUCUUUUUCAAGCCAAAACGGCGCAAAAACCCUACCCGAUGGGGCGGCACAUACCUAUAUAGCUUAUAUAAGAGAGUGCUUAUAUUUCUUAUUUAUAUAGGAUACAGUCGUCAAACUUGAGUAGAGCACACUGGCUUUAUUCUCUUCGAGAAGUAAAGCCCUCAUUCCUUUUUGGCGGACAAACAUUGUUUUAUUGAGAUAGUGAAACUUAAAAGCUUUUUAUUUUUCCUAGAUUGACCUGUCAAUCACGAGGAUAGUCUGCAUGUGUUUUAGUUUCUGAAGAGCAAUUUUUGUAUUUCCUAGCUAUGUGUAGUCAAUUUCGCACGCGGCGUUAUCAGUGAGGCGGAGCCAGUGAGGCUUUCCUGUCUUUCCUAAUCUCCUUUUACCCAAUUUAUUUUUAGCGCUCUAUUACCCCGCCUAAAGGCCUGCCAUCUCUCUUCUUGCAAAUACCUCGUUUGAAUAUCACACCAAAAGGAGAUCGGCUAAAUCGCCGGCGAAUGUUGCAGUCAUUUUUACUGUAUAAAGUUCACGGACUCUCGUUAAAUAAAUUUUUUAACUUUAUCAACAACUCCACAAACAAUACAUUACAUUACAUCAAGAGAGGAUAAAGGGGACAGAGAAGGCAUCCCCCAUACACACCCUAUUCCAUAGGUAAUUCGUCUCGAGUUAUUUUUAGAAUCGGGAUAAAGUUACCUCGCGCGCUGCGUGGAUGUUUCGUGGAGGUUUCGCAUGACUAACGCCAUGCAAAACAUGCCGGGCGAAAGGCAAUGAAAUAAGCGAAAUGAGUCGGCGCUCACCUGGGAAAAGGGAAUCGCUCGACUCUUUGACAACCCGUGAAAUCAGUUUAACUCGAAGUUAUCGUAACCUCAGUGCCUUAAUAAAAUGAGAAAUUUCGCCGGUCUAUUGAAACCGGUCGUUUGUACAAUAAAGCAAGUAGCAUGUAAUAUUCAUGUACAUGUAAUUAGUUUUACAAAUUUGAAUUUUAUUGUAGUUUUUUAAGUUGUUAAGCGCUGUUGAUCAGUUAAUGUAACUAGCGCUCUAGAAGUUAUUAAAUUAUUAUUAUUAUUAUUAUCAUUAUAGGGCGCCAAGUGUUAUUUUUGUUGAAUAAUAAAAGACUAAUAAAAAAAUAAAUAUCAAACCAGAAAUUGCUCUCUUCAAACNUUAGCUGUCGCUGCAAAUCUCUCAAAUCUUUGUAGAUAAGCAUCCAAGUCGUCCUUGCCAUCAACAAAUGAGGGAAGCUUGGGUGCCUUUGCCCUAUCCUCUCUCACUUCAGGACGUCCACCAGCACUUGCUGCAGCCAAACGUGCAAUUUCCAACUCGUGUUCCCUCUUUGCCGCUUCAAUAGCCUCUUUCUGUUUCAACAGCUCGGCUUCCAUCUCUAAUUUUCUCAGUUCGCGUUCUUGCCGCCUAGUUUCUCUUUCUUCGUCUUCUUUUCAUCUAUCUUCCUCAAGCAUUCGACGUUUCUCCUCUUUUUGUUCUUCCAACAGUCUACGCUUUUCUUCUUUUUCCUCUUCCAAUUGUCUACGUUUUUCUUCUUUUUCUUCCUCCUCCCUCCUUCUUUCUUCUUCUAACUUUUGUUGCUACCGCACAAACUCGAGCAGUUUUUCUCCCUCCAAUCCGAAUUCUUUGCCUAUCUGCAAAAGCUUUUCCAUUUCCAUAGCGAUAGUUCACAGCAAACACACUCGAUAUACUUCCUCGUAGCAGUUCUUCUUACUUCCACUGUAACUCCUUCUUCUUGAACUGUCCUUUCCUGGUUACUGUAGUCGGCAAACAAUUGAAUUCCUCUCCCGGACAGGCCCCCAAUGUUACGCGGGUAAUCUUUUAGAGGACAGGUAGCUUGCAAAGUAAACUGAACGCAGGCCUCCGCCAACUUGAAUAAACACUGCUGUCGUCACACUUGACUAAACACGACCAACGUCGAACUCUCCUCGCUUGUGAAAACUAGUUAAAACUUAACUCGGGCUCGCCUACUUAUAUAGGUUUACAAUGAGAUUCUAGAACUUUCCAAAUAGUCUAAUUAUAGAAAGAUUACAAAAUGUACCGCUUUAGGAACGCAUACGCAAGAUCCUAAAAUAAACAAACUACGAACUCUCGCGAAGCUUCUAGAAAGUCACGCUAGUCACGCAAUACAAUUUUUCGUAACAACGACCGUGAACCUUUCAUUCAUACUUCGUGCAAUUUCUCACCUCUACUGGUGUUCAAAUUCGGAAGUAUUGGUCGAUGUUUGGCUUUCCCUGGAAAAAUCCAUCGGUGAAUUCUCAAUGGUAUAUAAAAAAUGAGUGCUCUGAUGUGGCUUAGGGCCUAUAAUCACGAUUUCGGCUUGUAUAACUAGUUCAACUUUACAAGGUUUAUUUAGAGUAUUCACGAUACGCUUUUGUUUCACGCGCAUCUUGUGACAUGCAAAUCAGCUAAGAAAUGGUAUCUAAUGCACAUGUGCAUCAGCUGACUAUGUCCCUUUAAUCAUGCGCUUUUGGGCAAACCAUUAUAUAAUUAUAGCAACGAAUUUCAGUAUUCAAGCUUUAGAAUGUUUAGAUCAUGGUUGCAAUUUUAGUCCACUUGGUUAAGUUGAAGCUGUCCAGAUCAAGGUAGUGGUGUAUUUAGAGAAAUUGCACUGUAGAUUCCCUGAACGUCAGCUUUUCAGUAUCCAGUUUUUUAAUACAUAACAUGGAAUUCUUUUAGAUGCUGCAAUAACUUCUACUUUUGUCCGAAGUUGUAAUCUACUUUUCUAUUAGAAAUUGACUUGGGAAAUACAGAGAUCUGAAAAAUGAAAUGAGCCAAAUAAGUAAGGAUGCGCAAUCGAGACCUUGAUCAGGAUGCCUCGACCUCAAAAUAUCUUUGCUUCCGAAUGCUUUGUAAUCACAUGUUUUGAUUUACCAGUUGUUCAUUGCAAGAUCGAUUUUUUGUGGAAUUUGAAACUUUUGCACACACCCCACAAAGCUAUGAAGGAAGGCGUUGUCUGCAAUAUGGAAUCAUGGCAAAGGUUCAGUGAGCACGGAAAUUGCAAGCUCACUUUGAAUUAAAGUUUAUUUCCAAAAAGUAUUUUGAGCGGGUUAUUAACAUCUGAGGGAUGAAAAUUAGGUUACUUUAUUUAAUUCACUCGGUUUUGGGUUGCAAAUAGAUGGAUUGGUCAAGGUACACCAUUACAAACAUGUUAAGAUAUGAAAUAAUGCUAAGGUAUUAAAGGUCUAGCAAAAAUGAGGAACAGAAGAAAAGGCAACCAAACUACAAAAUAGUACCUAAAGCAAAUAAAGUAGGCGGAAGAUUGCGGCGAAGGCGGGUCGAUUGGUUGUUGUCGGCUAUCAAAAGUUAAGCUUGAAGACCGAGAGGAUUAACACAAGGUUUACCCUCUUAUAAGGGGUCUCUGCGAGAUUGCGAGAUCGAGGUUAAGUAAUUUUACUGCGAUAGGGCUUAUUGCAGGAACUCGUAAUCAUUGCUAAGGAGUAAAUUUACUUUCCGUCUUGUGAUUCUCAUUCGAUCGUAAACCAUUGUAAGAUAAUUCAGUGUUCACAUACGAGAGCCUCGAAGCCUUUCAAGCCGCAAACUACCCCCACCGCCAAAAUUCCAGACAUUAAAGAAAGGAUAAGGGAAGACAUAAAAAUGGUUAUUUGGUCCCAGAUUGACUCAUUUAUUACUAGUUAUAAUUAGCAAUUAAUGAAUGAUAAGGCUGAGUAGGAUAUGAAGAAUUAAGCAGAUUGAGCAGGGUGUUAUCCACCAAGGCCUAAGGCCGAGGUGGAUAACACCCUCCGAGAUUUGCUUAAUUUUUCAUAUCCAAACAAAGCCGAAGUCAUUAACUGUUUUAUUAUUCAUUCAAAAUAAUUCCUAGUUUAAAAACAUAUAGCUAAAACAUGGUUACCUGCAUCGAUGUUAAAGUUCAUCUUCGAUUGUGUACGUUUAGGUUUGUCCAGCUCCGCAAAUAUUCUCCAAAUAGCAGAUGUCGCCCUCCGAGUUGUCUUUUUGCUGUUUUUGCCAUGUUUUUAGCUAUUAUUUCGCCUAGUUCCAGCUGUAGCUCUUACUCUUGAAACGCGUGAAAUGUCCGCCAUUUUUUUUUUCAUAACCAAAACAUCUCAACCUCAUUUCCUCGUUAAACACAAAAUUGUUCCAAAUUUGGUCAUCAGUAACUGGUUAUGGUGAAUUAUGCGUGUGCUUUUAGACAAUUAGAAUUGGGGAAAUAUUUUGAGUGAAUAAUAUAAUACUUGAUUAGCUUUCACGGUGCGCGUAUGAAGCCCGUGUUCACACGUUUGUAGGGGAGAGAAGAAAGGAGGAACUAAGACGCCCAAGCGCUGGCGAGCCAAUCCCGUUUAAGCGCUUUUAGCGCAUUACAGAUAAAAGCUUUUCUAAUAUAAUCGAAGAGUAUGAUCAAAAUAAAGUUCAAAUUGAAGAAAUCUGAAUCUGCUCAUUCUCACCGUUUCUAACUCGAGCAAACCAAAAGAACUAAUUCAAAAUGAUGACAAAUGAACUGUUAACUCUGAAAAUAUCAUUAAAUGGCCGGAAACUUUAGUCAAAAGAGUGUGACGGGAUCAGAGAGUAUUCAAAGGUGAGGCGUAUAGGAAUAGUUUAGACCUUCGAUCUGCUCAGUCUUCUUUUUCUGGUACAACGAUCUCGCUCGUUUAAUUUGUAUCUCUUUAUUUUUGGCUUAAAAAUAGUGACACCAAUAUUGCGCGCUUUAGAUAUCGAAGAGAUGUUAUCACCACACACCAGGGCUGAGUUGCUCAAAGCAUGGUUAGCUUUAACCAUUGGUUAAGCAGUAUCAAAACCAAUACGUUGUCAAGGUAUUAAACGCUGGUUAACGCUAACCAUGCUUCGAGAAACUGGGCCCAGCAGUCUUUCUAGUGGUGGCUAAUGACGAUGCCGCGCAUUCGAUACUAGAAGUUCCGUUUUGCUAUACUUUUUAGCUUCUGUUUAUUGCAGGCCAUCCAUGCGCCAACAUCACUUAUGCAAACUUCUAUGGGUUAUCUCGCCACGUUCAUAUCAUCAGAACAAGUUGUUUUAAAAGUGACAUAGAGCUGGGCGUCAUCCUCAUAAAGAUGGUAAGUCAAGUCAUGUAGACUAAUGACAUCUCCAAGAGGUGAAGUAUACAUUGAGGAUAAUAUAGACUCCAGGACACUCCCUUGUGGCACACCGGUCAUGAGAGGUCGCUCUGUAGAUCGACCACCCAGAACAGUGACUUUGUAAGUCCUGUUGGAAAGAUAAGACCUGAACCAGUCAAGAGCAAUGCCAUUGAUUCCAAAUCUUGGUUUCAAACGCGACUGCAGGAUAUUAUGAUCCACUAUAUCAGAAGCCGCCGAUAGGUCUAGUAUAACAAGAGUAUCACAGAGUUCUGAUUAUCCUAGGGCCUAAGGCUGUCAUCAUGAACUUUAACAAGUGCAGACUCCGUACUAUGAUAGGGUUUAUAAGCAAAUUGGUAUAACUCCUGUAAGUUAUUGUCUGAUAUAUAAAAGGCUGGUCUGAAAAGCCACAACUUUCUUAAUUGCCUUAGCAGCAAAUUUAAGGUUGGAAAUAGGGGCGAAAACUGCUAAAAUCGUUGGUCUUUAAAGAUGGUUUCUUAAGACCAGGUAAGAUAACCAUCAGACUUCAGGCAAUUAGGUGCUUUACCACACCUCAAUAAAGCGUUCACUAUUUUUGAAAAACCCCUGCAGACUUCAACUCAGAAUGUAGCACGUUUUAGAUCUCGUCUCUUCCUUAUUAUGGUAUAAAUUCUCCUUUAAUUUGCUGUUUGCAUAGUUUUCAGUAAAUCAGCAUGAUGACUGAAGUUUUAGCGUGCCUAAAAAACCCUGUCACAGCAAAUACCACAACAGCGCAAAGCUUUAAAAAGACACUUGCCUUGUCACAGGCGGCCCAAACUCACUUUACGAGGGAAGGGUGUAAUGUAAUUUACAUAACAUAGGUGACGCGGCGGUGUCGCGUUACAGGCGACCGUUGAAAAUAUAAGAGACUUUGUAUGAGAAAUAUAUUACUGAGAUCUGCGAACGCUAAAUAACGCUAAACCUUACUUUUUCUUUAAAUAAAAUGAAUACAAAAGACUCACUUACCUGCAAUGUAUUCCACUGCAAAUUGGUGUCUGUUUGUCGUUUUACUGAUUUUUUUGGCUUUAUUGCGUAACCGUUGUUACUCCUUUCGUUCUAUGAAAGGAGUAACAGUGGUUACUGGAUCUGAACGAACAGAAAAAGAGAAUAAACGCUCUUGAAUGCACUGAGGAGACUAAGCCGUCAGACUUUCUCAACUCUCUCUACCUAUUGACGUUAAUAUCCGUCAUCUUUUUUUAGGAUUGAUGGGACAAGAGAAAUGUCACGUAGCUUUUCAGGGAGACUACAAGUGAUAAAUUUUGCAAAUACGAGUAAUCAAGGUCGACUUAUUUUAUUCUUAUUCAAAACGAAACGAAGAUUUUUAAAUCAUAAAUAGUCAUUUAAAAUUUACAGUUCGAUUUUCGACAAGAUUUACGACAUUUUUGUUUGCAGUGAGGACAUCUACGGACGCUACUGCAACAAAAUUAUCACUUCCACCAGAAAUUGUCAUUUUUGUCUUUAAGGUAAUUCCCUUGUUUUGCACUGCUCACCCUCUACUGUGCAUAAUAUUGUGACAUCCAAGAUGGCGACGGUUUUCAGUUCCCGCUAGCACGAAAAGAACAAACAAGGGCCGCUUUUGCACAGCUAAAGCUUUUAUUGGCAAUAAUAAUGCCGCAGAUCGGCUGACAGCUUCCUGAUUUGCUAUCGAAAAACAAGAAACUGAAAGAAAUGUGCGUGAUCCCGAAGUCUCGAGAAGUCUGCAGUGGUUUUUCACUUCGCGGCCGUCGAGUUGUGGAAUUAUUUAAAUGUCCUGGCUGAGGCUUUGGAUGGGGGCUGUGAAGUCUGUGGGACAGCUCUACGGCUCUCCAACUACGUUAACGAGCCAACAUCUGGCCCGGGAUCGCUACUGUACAUAUGUCGUUCAAACUCCGGGUGUGAAGAGACGAAUAUUUCUGGAGUAAAUAAGACCCACCAGAACGACGCGAGGGAGACCAAUCUUCGAUGUAAGCACGAAGUUUGCUGCUGAAUUCACAUUUCGCUCUGUAUAGAAACCAAACAAGCGAACAAAUGAAGAAUAGGAAUCAAUAGUCGUUUCUUCAAGUUUCUUUCUCAAGCAUUAUUGCGCCGAAGCAAAAAAAUCGAACCCUAGCUCAUUGGAAUUCAACAGAACGCUGGAGCUACAAAUCGUCAAAAAUAAAGAUCCAUAAGUCCAAAAUCCCAUCAAAUCUUGACUUACCUCAUUCCUUGGUAUUUAUUCUACUCUUUUCAAGUAUGAAUUUCUGUGUUUGCGAUAUCAAACACAUAAAAACAACCGCAAACAAGCUUGAUCUCGAACGCAUAGUUCGAACACGAUGGGCGCUAUUUUGUAUCUCGCCCCAGUCCCCGCCGCGCAAAUUAUCUAUCCUGAUUGCGAUCUCAAAACCAUGUUCACCUUUUAUAGCAGUUUGUGAGGAAACAAGCACGGUGACACCCGUUUUUUUUCCAGGAAUUUGCUAAGACCAACAGUCUAAUAAAGAACACAUUUGAAGAAAAAAAAAUUGAUAGUAGAACAUUUUUUUGUUGGAAAAUAGUUCCGUACUUGGUUUAUUUGGGUCCAGGCGAGGACUUCAAGCUAACCAUGGGACUGUCCAAAAAAGUGUAAUAUCCCCACAACCAGGCAAUCAGAAAAUGAUUAAAUGAAGCAAUACUGCUUAUUUGAAUAAAAGAAGCUUAAUGUUCGAGAUAAAAUUUCGUGUGUUAACAAAGACUUAAUUCUGUAUGAAGGUGAUUCGAAUUUUAACGCGCAACUAGUAAAAAUACCCCAGUUUAAGAGCCUGAUGACGCGUAAAUUGGCACGGUGACCCCAUCUUUUUAUUGCAUUUUUUUAACACGGUGCAUAUCAUGAAUGUUGACUAUGCCAAGUUUCAAAAAAAGUUUGAUAGUAGAACAAUUUCAAGAGAAUUACCUUAAGGAAAAGCUAUCCAUUUUCUCUUUUCUGUUGUUUUUAGAAUACCUAAACCUACUCGAACGCGAUUUCUUGCAUUGACUUAUAUACAGUGUUGUUUUUCAUAUGUAAGGAAAUGAUUUCAAUUGAAGAACAUCAAGUCUGACAGUUUAAUUUGAUUUCUUGGUUUGCUCUUAUGAGUUUGUAAAAACUUCAAAGACUGCGUUAAUAUUCGGAACAGUUUAAGAUAGCAAGCGUCUGUUCCUAAUUAAGGUGUCGCCACGACAGAUUGCGAGUUUUUUCGUAUUCUUUAUUUUUCAUGUUUUGCGUUGCGUGAAGUUAGUUUAAUUAGUACCUUUUUAUCGCGCUUGGAGUAGUUGAUUUCUGGUAGCCUUUUUUCAUAUGCGUAAUCUUUCUGUAAUACUAGUCUCGGCGUCGCGUUACGCAACCGUUGUUGUCAAUUUUUGUCAAUUUUUGCCGCCCGGUUUUCCAAAUCCUGUCAAAAUCCUGACCCAAUUUUAGACUUAAAAAUGUAAUUUUACACACCCGUCUUCAGACCUGGCCUUUAUGCAGAAAUUAUGUUAUCAUUACGUAGAACGCAAACCAAAACACUUUUCAAAUCCAUUUCGAAUUUGCACUUUUUCCUUUCUUUUCUAUUUAUCCGGAAUUGAAACGAUAAAUACGUGCAUACACUCGCAUAGUUCCAUCGAAAACCAUACCCGAUCCCAGAGCAAAAUGGGCAAAGUGUAUAUUCUUUUUAAGCCAAAACGGCGCAAAAACCCUACCCGAUGGGGCGGCACAUACCUAUAUAGCUUAUAUGAGGGAGUACGUCCCGCCUCCCCGUGCUUAUAUUUCUUAUUUAUGGAGUCUGCACGUCAUCAAAAAACGUCGUGAUUAGGUGCAGAUAGGAUACAGUCGUUAAAUUUGAGUAGACUACACUGGCUUUAUUCUCUUCGAGAACUAAUUAAAGCCUUCAUUCCUUUUUGGCGAACAAACAUUGUUUUAUUGAGUUAGUGAAACUUAAGAGCUUUUCAUUUUUCCUAGAUUGACCUGUCAAUCACGAGGAUAGUCUGCAUGUGUUUUAGUUCCUGAAGAGCAAUUUUUGUAUUUCCUAUGUGUAGUCAAUUUCGCACGCGGCGUUAUCAGUGAGGCGGAGCCAGUGAGGCUUUCCUGUCUUUCCUAAUCUCCUUUUACCCAAUUUAUUUUUAGUGCUCUAUUACCCCGACUAAAGGUCUGUCAUCUCUCUUCUUGCAAACACCUCGUUUGAAUAUCACACCAAAAGGAGAUCGGCUAAAUCGCCGGCGAAAAUGCGGUCAUUUUUACUGUAUAAAGUUCUCGAACUCUCGUUAAAUAAAUUUUUUAACUUUAUCAACAACUCCACAAACAAUACAUUACAUAUAACAUAUACAUAAUACUUUAAUUUACUAUACAGUGCGCUAACUAGGCCCAUAACUCUCCUUAUAUUGAUUAUAUGCCAACAUUUAAUGCAACCUUUGAAACUAAAAUAAUAAAAUACCUUAAAUACCUGUAUAAUCAGCUUUUUUUUUAUUUUGACGCCUUUUCUGUAAGCUGCGUAUUAAUCAAAAUCCGUUGUCUUCUACUUCUUAAGGCCGAUUUUUCGUAGCUGCCUUAUAUGUAAGUUCGUUCAGUUUUUCUAAUAUGUCUCGGUUUGUACUGGUAGAGCAGGUAAUGUUUAUGAAAACGCAACUUAGCCUUUUGCUGAAUGAUGACGUUUCUUAAGGAAAUUAAAUUUCGUUUCCCACCCUACCCUGCUAACGAUUUUGUCUGGCUUUUUAUCUCUUCUUUUUCCCUGGUAAUGAUCAUAUUUCCAUCAGUAUACCAAGAUUAACCAAAACAAAACUGAAUGCAAGGCUGGAAAUACGGGAAAGGGCUGAUUUAUUUGAGGCUAAAAUUUGUUUUAAUUGGCCUCAAAUAAAAUCAGCCCCGUAUUGCCAAGUGACGUCUGGCAUUAGCAUCUCUACAUUUCUGAUCCAGCAACAAACAAAAAGUCGGUUUUAUUUACGCGUUAAGUGGACCUCUGCAUUAAGGGUUUUUACUAAGAUUAACUAGGUACAGGGUUCUCUGUUUUGAUCUUAAGCACUGACAUAUUUUGUAGAAUCUGAAUAUGCCAAACUCCAUAGGAAUAGGCGAGCAGCCGAUGUACUGAAAAACACCACGGAAGCUUAAAUCACAGUAGACAGGGAAACAAUUCUGAAGAUUAACAAACUGUUGUCCGAGCUGAAACCUCAACUCUGUCAAUCAAAUGGUCAUAGCUGUCUCCCAGGUCCUCCCGGUCCACCUGGUCCGAAGGGAGACAAAGGAUCCCAGGGACGAAGGAGAAACAAAGGAGACCAAGGUAUUAUAGGAUCUCCAGGAAUGAACGGCAGGCAAGGUAUCACUGGACCUGUAGGCCCGAAGGGUGAUGCUGGACUCAAGGGACAAAAAGGAGACAUGGGACCUGCAGGCAUGCCGGGAGCUAAAGGAGAACCUGGUGAAUCGAUUUCAGCCCCUGCUGUUGCCGUGUCCCCUAAAACGCUGACAGUUAACGAAGGUGGUUCAGCCUCGUUUCAGUGUUCAGUGAGUGGUAAUCCUAAACCUGCGAUAAAAUGGAUUAAAACGAACAGACGGUCUAGUGGGUCAGUGGUUUCAGGAGGAAAGCUGCUUCUUAAGAAUGUCCGAGGAAGUUAUUCGGGUACAUAUAACUGUUCAGCGGUCAACAUUUUAGGAGAGGCGCAGGCACUAGUACAGCUGAUAGUAAAUGGUAAGAUCGCUAUGAACUUUAGAUAGAAAAUUGAAUAGUAUUAUACCAAUUUCGAAGAUCCUGCUGUCCUUACAUUGUGCUUUGGAUAACUUAUUUCAAAACAAAGUAGAAAAACAACUUAUAAAACUGACUACCAUAUAUUGUUGUCGUCGCUUUUUAUUCAGAGCUAUUUAUGCCUUUCUCAGGUUAGCUGUCAGCGCUAUUGUACAAUGUAGCCUUAAAAUCCUAAUUCCUCUAGUUAAUAAAAUCAAGGCAAGCCACUUAUCGAAGGGAAUUGGUCAAAAAUACUAACUAAUAAGUUUCCCUAUAUAUGUCCCUAACAGAAGGCAACAGUUUUAGAAAAAAGUCUCGGUGACCUGGCUUAGAUCAUUUAAGCCUAUUUCUUUCCUAUUUUCUUCUUAUUAAUCAUACCAUAAAAAUAUUCUUGUUGUAGUUUACCCUCGAGUUUCCCUUCAUCCGGGGCCUCAUCACGCUAUUGAAGGAAGCAACUACACUUUCCCAUCCUGUAACGUGACUGGGUAUCCUGCACCCGCGGUCACUUGGAGAAAGACAUCUGGUCCAUUACCCCAGGGAAGGGUGAAGUACAACAACAGUGCAUUACAAAUACUACAUAUUAGUAAAGAUGACUCUGACUUCUACUUCUGUUCGGCAUCAAACCUGUUGGGACGCGUUGAAAAGAAAACUUUCUUAGUUGUUGUCUCUCCUCCUCGAUUCAUUGUUAAACCAUCUGCUAAAGUUUUCCCAGGAGUGGGCAGCACUUUGACCCUAGACUGCAAGGCUACUGGUGAUCCUCAACCUGUCAUCAGCUGGAAGAAACAAGAUGGCCAACUACCUGCUGGACGAAGUCGCCAGCUGAUAAAUGGAACUUUAGUAAUAAGAGACAUAACAAUGAAAGAUAGAGGAAUUUACAAAUGUAUUGCACCAUAUGCAAAAGUGUUCAAGACAGAAGCCGUGACUUACAUCGAAUUUGAAAAAGGUAAUUCUUUUUUAUAG
Molecule: messenger RNA, 13319 nt
Organism: Porites evermanni
Lineage: Eukaryota; Metazoa; Cnidaria; Anthozoa; Scleractinia; Poritidae
Source: the annotation of a GenBank genome assembly